Molecule: messenger RNA, 993 nt
Organism: Gilbertella persicaria
Lineage: Eukaryota; Fungi; Mucoromycota; Mucoromycetes; Mucorales; Choanephoraceae
Product: SGF29 tudor-like domain-containing protein
Exons: 8
Coding region: 144-875 (243 amino acids)
Cellular component (GO): SAGA complex
Source: RefSeq, a predicted model, not a curated record
CUGCUAAAAUUUUAACACACCUAAAGCUGCUCAAAAGCACCUUUCUACGGGAUUUUAAUUCGACGCUUUUUUCUCUUUCUCUCUUUCUUUCUUUUUCUUUAAAGGUUAGAUAGGUAAUACAGCCCCACGACACGUAAAAAGACAUGGAACGUAAAUCGCGCUCUUCGAGAUUGAAUGAAGAUUUGAACGAUGAGUCUAAUCUCUGGAAACAAAUAUGUUCUUCUCUUGUCAAACUAGAGACCAUACGAAAAGAAGAAGAAACGAUUAUCAGCAGCAUUAAUAAAAUACAAGUCUCUAUGGAAGACGAAAAAGGUGUCAAUCAGUUCAUUCAGCAGAAACUAAGGGACAAUUACAGACGUGGUAUUGAAUUAUCCACGCAUGAGACAAGAAUGAUCCAUGAUAUUAUCGAAAAGAUUUCAGUCUUGAUUGCACUAAGAGAGAAUUUAGAUCAAAAGAAGAAGAGAAGGAAACUAGAAGUGGAUACAAAAAUGCAUCUGUUUACAAAGGGCACCACAGUGGCUGCCAGACAACCUUCAAAAGACAAGAAUGAAGAAUGGAUUUUGGCUGUUGUGAUUCAAUAUCAUGCAGACAAGAAUAAAUAUGAAGUAGAAGAUGUGGAUCAAGAUGAUUAUGGACAAAAGCAACGAUACAUGUUACCACCACGGUAUGUCAUUCCUGUCUUGAGUUCUGAAGAAGCAAGGUUGUCUGUCGAGAUUCCUGCACAACAAGAUGUUCUCGCAUUAUACCCUGGUACUACUUGCUUUUAUAAAGCCACUGUUGUUGCUCCUCCUAGUAAAAGCAAAGAAAUCAAGAAUUAUCGAGUUCGAUUUGAAGAUGAUAAUGAUGAAGUGAAAUAUGUCAUGCCUGAACAUUAAAUUAUCCCAACUGCCUGUACAUAAAGCCAUACCAUCAGACGAUAAGCCUAAACAAGAGACACGAUUUUCAUGUCCUGUCAAGACACCCACUCUUUCUGCUUUUAAUGUGUCCCAUACA